GUUCAUUGUUGAUAUGCCUGAACCGGCUAAAUCCGCUCCUGCCCCGAAGAAGGGCUCCAAGAAGGCGGUGACCAAGGCCCAGAAGAAGGACGGCAAGAAGCGAAAGCGCAGCCGCAAGGAGAGCUACUCGGUCUACGUGUACAAGGUGCUGAAGCAGGUCCACCCCGACACCGGCAUCUCGUCCAAGGCCAUGGGCAUCAUGAACUCGUUCGUCAAUGACAUCUUCGAGCGCAUCGCGGGCGAGGCGUCGCGCCUGGCGCAUUACAACAAGCGCUCGACCAUCACCUCCAGGGAGAUCCAGACGGCCGUGCGCCUGCUGCUGCCUGGGGAGCUGGCCAAGCACGCCGUGUCGGAGGGCACCAAGGCUGUCACCAAAUACACCAGCUCCAAGUAAAUGUGGUUGUAGCCACCGUUAAACCCAAAGGCUCUUUUCAGAGCCACUUAAAUUGUCAUUUAAAGAGUUUGAACACGUUCUAGUUCCAGACUUGCUUUGCUGGAAAUUUUCCCUAAGCACAGUUUGACACCUCAAGUUUUA
Molecule: messenger RNA, 535 nt
Organism: Equus quagga
Lineage: Eukaryota; Metazoa; Chordata; Mammalia; Perissodactyla; Equidae
Product: histone H2B type 1-C/E/F/G/I
Exons: 1
Coding region: 14-394 (126 amino acids)
Cellular component (GO): nucleosome
Molecular function (GO): structural constituent of chromatin; DNA binding; protein heterodimerization activity
Source: RefSeq, a predicted model, not a curated record